Molecule: messenger RNA, 1281 nt
Organism: Arctia plantaginis
Lineage: Eukaryota; Metazoa; Arthropoda; Insecta; Lepidoptera; Erebidae
Source: the annotation of a GenBank genome assembly
AUGGAGGAAGAAUAUUGUUACAACUGCAGCCUUUUCGCUCAGAUCAACGACACUGUCUUUAAGAACAUUACUAAACAUGAGACCAUCAACAAGUUUUAUUUUUAUCAGUCGGCACAGUUAGCAAUCCUCUGGGUACUUCUAGUAACAAUUGUGGCUGGCAACGCAACCGUAGUACUAGCUUUGCUGCUAACAAAAUCUCGGAAAAGCAGAAUGAACUUCUUCAUCAUGCAGUUGGCUAUAGCCGAUCUAUUAGUGGGACUAAUCAGCGUACUACCAGACUUAAUACAAAGGAUUACAAUUACAUGGCUUGCUGGUUCCAUCACUUGCAAGAUGAUGAAAUAUUUACAGGGUGUGGUCACAUAUUCAUCUACAUAUGUGUUGGUUGCUUUGAGUGUAGACCGGUGUGAUGCAAUUACACAUCCUAUGAAUUUUACAGGAAGCUGGCGUCGAGCUCGAGCUCUUAUCCUGGGAGCAUGGCUUCUCAGCUUUCUCUUCUGUGUUCCAAUGCUGUUUUUGUUCGAUGAAGCGAACGUUGAAGGUAUUUACCAAUGCUGGUCCGGUAUAAGCAAGUUGCAGUGGCGGAUAUGGAUGACAAGUGUGUUCGUUUCACUGUUCGUGGCCCCAGCUCUGACAAUAUCUGCCUGCUACGGUGUGAUCGUGGUAACGAUACGUCAAAAAAGCAUACGUGUACUUGGCAGACGGGCUACAGCAACAAGGCAAUACAGCGACGACUUGGACAGUAGACGCGCAAGCAGCAGAGGCAUCAUUCCGAAGGCCAAGAUUAAAACUGUCAAAAUGACUUUCGUCAUUGUCUUCGUGUUCGUUCUCUGCUGGUCUCCGUACAUGAUCUUCGACAUAUUGCAAGUUUAUGGCUAUGUUCCUGACACUCAAGUCAACAUUGCAAUAGCCUCACUCAUCCAGAGCUUAGCGCCUCUCAAUUCGGCAGCAAAUCCUGUUAUAUACUUCAUAUUCUCAAACAGAAUAUUUGUGAGCCUCAGGAACAUUCCUCCAUAUAAAUGGUUGUGGUGCUGGGUGAAGGCAAGUGACAGUCCAUCUGGAAACGAAUCCCGAGCACACACCGAACUGUUGACUUCAUCGCACAGGCGGACAAGACAUGAACUCACCAUUAGAGUGAAGGACGACAGUAUUAAAUUUCCAAAGCCCAAAGUCCACCAUUACAACAGUACAAACUCGAAAAAGGUUCGUCUAAAUCUCCCUGAACAGCAGCUCAAUAACAAUUGUCAUCCUGUACAAAGACGGCGAGAAGAUACUUUCUUGUAG